Messenger RNA from Styela clava, 2688 nucleotides. RefSeq lists its product as uncharacterized. Lineage: Eukaryota; Metazoa; Chordata; Ascidiacea; Stolidobranchia; Styelidae. The record is from RefSeq and is a predicted model, not a curated record.
CCUAUUACAGUAUUAAUAUUUUGAGAUUUACGAAUGAGAGAUUUACAGAUGACUUUCUUACAUUUGCUGUUACAGGAAUAACACAAAACUAAUUUUGUAAAUCAGGCGACUUAUUGUUAACAUCUAUUUAUUCAACCUUAUGCAGAAAUUAUGCAUAGCAACCAUCAAGAAGCAACUUGUGGAUUGCAAGUGUGUCAACAUCCAUUGUGCUGGUCAACAAACAGACAAGCAGCUCGUGGGUUAUUACCGAUUGCAGUACAUGGUGAUAAUGUGACGGCAUCCAAGUCAAAAACAAGACUUUCAGAUAUUGAUAAAAGUCAAAGUGUUCUAGAUAAUUCAGAAGAAGAUGAUGAAACAGAAAGUUUGUUGGAGGGUCUCCCAACUGUAACUAUUUUGAACAUGUUGGAUGACUAUGGAUAUGAUAAACGAGAUGUUUAUGAAACUGCAAAGAUCACUUCAAGUCAUAGCUCACAAGGUCGAAAGUAUAAAACACGGAAAUCUUCCAAUCUUCCACCAGGAGGCAUACAUAUUGUUCCCAGAUUAACACUGAAGUCAUUAGCCAGCCAGUCGGUAGAAGAUGUCACAGCUCCUGCGAACACUCCACUGCAAAGCGCUCAUGGAUUUGGUGAUCAUUCUGAAUUUCAUACUCAUACUAAACGUGGGUCAUACAAGCAAGUUUAUACUGAAACACCUUCAUCACUGCACACUGGUGAAAACAUUUCUAAUAAAGGCUACAAAAAGAUUCAUCUCGAUAUAAAUAUUCCAAAUGUAGCAGGCCGACAGCCAAAACGAAUGCUUGUCUGGUGCCCUGCCCCAAAGUCCAAAAGACUUAACAGAUUAAAGCAAUCAUAUGUGGGUAAAAGGGAAGUACCCCCUGUAAAAGAAGUUUCUUUACCACUGCAAUCUGUACCUGAGUAUAAAACAUCCAAAAAACAACACAAAGCACUUCGAAGUACAAUUCCAAAGAAAAUAAAACCAGCCUACGCCACAACUCGAGAGAUGAGAGCAGUUCGAGAUGCAGCUAAUGUUAGAGAAACUACCUCUGCCACUCCUCAAGAAAUAUCUCAACUAAGAAAAGUCCCUGUUGAUGUAUUAAUAAGAGUUUUGCAUCAAGCUGAAGAAAAUGGGAUAAUAACAAAGCGCCAAACAAAUUUUCUUCUUGCUCAAGUUACUGGAAAACCAGACAAAUUACCGUCUAUUAGAGAUGCAAGUAGAUCCACUGUGGAUAAAGCAAACCAGACAGUAAAAAAUGAAACUGUGACCAAAAGUGCAUUUGAAGCCAAGAACCUAAAGAUACUGGGAGCAGAAGAAGCUCGAAUUCUCAGUCCUAGAACUGUAUCUGUGGAGCCUGUAUUCAAAAUGGAUGAAGGAACAGCCAUACAAAGUCCCAGACUCGGAGUACCCACAGGAACCCGCAUUACCAAUUAUACUGUGACAAAUAUCCCAAUUCCUGACCCUGGGAAUCAAUAUCUACGGGAUUCAAACAAACAAGAAUUAAAUAUGGAUGACAAUGAUUAUGAUGAAAAACUGAGAGAUUUGGCAGAAGAGAAUUUAAGGAGUAUUGGUGCUCUGGGACGAGAAGUUUCGAGUCCCAAAAAGACUCCGGUUAAAUAUGUUGCAACUGUGUUGGACGGAGAUUCAUUGCCCGAUUCACCGAUAAAACCAUUUCAUUAUCCAAGGACACCGAGGGAAAUGUUUCUAGGCCCUGUUUCAUUACCAUCACCUCCUACACCUACGGAAAGAGAUUCAUUAUAUGAUGCUCAAGUUGGUGGGUCAACAAUGCUCGUGAAUGCCUCAUCCACAGGACCUCCAACUAUCAAAUCUGUGGGUGAAAAUCGAUCUUCUUGUUCGAGCGAACUGAAAACAUAUUUAUCUCAUGAGAUGGAUGGAAGAGUUAUGAGAAUGGCAAAAACAAGUACAAGCUCUUUGAAUAGGAACCGGCAAUCACCGUUUGGGUCUAGCAAUGGACAAGAAGGAUGGCCACAGAUCAGUGAAGAAGAUUACCUCAGAACUGCAGGGUCUUCAGAGCUUGCAGUUUCACCUUUACCUUCAUUCACAGAAGAAGAAAUGAGAGCUGUAUCCAGAAAUGAAUCUGCAGAUUCUGCACAUGAUGAAUCAUCGCUUGCAGAUAAGUUUCAAAAUUUACAGCAUGGAGAAAUACGUUCACCUGCACCACCACCACCCUCACCGGAACCAAUGUCUAACAAUGACAGACGAACGGUAGACUCUGCACCUACCAGAACAGGGGGAGCAUCAACUGCUUUAGGACUUACAACCUUAACCAAUAAAUCUGGACAGUCAUCUGCGGAAACUGGAAUAGGAUCAACACCUACUCCGGUUGUAAGCAGCAUAACAAGUAAUGUGGAAACACCACAGGGAAGGUACAGCGAUCGAACGCCUGGUGGAACGCCAGCUAUUAAUGAAACUUCAGAAGUUGAAGACGGUGUUGAUUCCAAAUUUGAUGAAAAUCCAGACAAAUCGAAUGAAGAAAAUAUAGCAUUGGAGAGAAUUGAAACUAACGAAGAUACUUUUGAAACGACAGUCUCGCCAGAUGUUGCCAAAGAAGAACUUGAAACCGAAAUGGAAAAACUACACAUGAGCUAAACGAACCUAUCUAUUUGUGUUGACCUAAAUUUAUCGAUAAUUGUUGAUUAUUCAUAAAUGAAAUAUUAAUUUUUCUUCAUUCAU